CCCAAGCAAAGUAAAGCUUGUCUUGUCCGUCCCCUUCAUCUAAUCCCAUCCUCAAAGGCAGCAGCAAACCAGGGAAAAACUUCAUGCCAAAACAACACAUACAAACACAAGACCAGUGUUUGAAUUGAACACAAUUCUGUCCCCUUCCUCCUAAUGCUCUUCCAAUUGCAAGUCCAACUCCAACCCCAUUCCCAUGUUCCCUUUCCUCAGCAUUAGGAGGCUCCGCCACCUCUGCUCCCGCCUCCGCUGGUCCAUCCCCCGCCGCCGAUCCCGUCCCAAGGUCCAAAUAAAAAAGCUCGGCAAGCCCGACCCCGCCAAGCCCAAGCCCAAGCCCAAGCCCGACCCUGCCCUCAACGGCUCUUGCGCCGCCGCGGUCCACCCCAACGGAGGGCCCUCCCCUAAGGUUCGGGUUGCCACGUUCAAUGCUGCCCUGUUCUCGAUGGCCCCGGCCGUGCCCAAGCCCGGGACGGACCGGGUCCCGAGCUUCGAUUUUGACUGCGCCGACGGAGGUCUGAUAAGGGCGAGGCUGUCCGGGGAGAUCACCCUGCAGUCCAAGUCGAUGAACGACAACCGGCCCAAGAGCAUACUCAAGCAGUCUCCCCUGCAUCCUAGCUCGGCCGGCAGCCCCGAUCACCUCACGAGGCAGCAGAAGUUCGCGAGAUCAAGGCUGCGCGUAUCCAUCAAUUUACCCGACAACGAGAUCUCCCUCUUGCGAAGCCGUCAAGUUAGCUUCCGCGAGGACGGCACGGAGCCUUAUGCUCCAUCGUCUUUGCCGAAUGGCUCCUCCUCCACCAUCGGCAGGAUUUUAAGGGGAAAAGCUCCGGCGACGAGGGCUAGCUUUCGGAAUAACGACAGCAGCAGCAACAAUGGGGCUGCUGAAGCGCUGAGCUAUAGGAGCACUCGGUCGGUUCUUGAAGUGUUGAGGGAACUGGACGCGGACAUUUUGGCUCUGCAACAUGUCAAGGCAGAGGAGGAGAAGGAGAUGAAGCCCUUGUCCGACCUCGCGGCGGCGCUCGGGAUGAAUUAUGUGUUUGCCGAGAGCUGGGCGCCGGAGUAUGGCAAUGCCGUGCUGUCCAAGUGGCCCAUCAGGCGUUGGAAGGCCCAGAAGAUAUUCGACGAUACGGACUUCAGGAAUGUCCUGAAAGCCAGCAUAGAAGUUCCACAGCUAGGGGAAAUCAACAUCUACUGCACCCACCUGGACCACCUCGAUGAGAGCUGGCGGAUGAAACAGAUCAAUGCUAUUAUUCAAUCAACCGGAUCACCGCACAUUUUAGCCGGUGGCCUCAAUUCGCUCGACGAGACUGACUACUCUCCCGAGAGGUGGUCCGACAUAGUCAAGUAUUAUGAGGAGAUGGGAAAGCCAACGCCUAAAGCUGAAGUGAUGAGGUUCUUGAAGGGCAGGCAGUACACAGAUGCUAAGGAUUUUGCUGGUGAAUGCGAACCGGUUGUGAUGAUCGCCAAAGGCCAAAGUGUACAAGGGACGUGCAAGUAUGGGACACGGGUGGACUACAUAAUGGCAUCUCCCGAUUCGCCAUUCAGGUUCGCCCCGGGCUCUUACUCUGUUCACUCCUCCAAGGGGACCUCGGACCACCACAUCGUUAAAGUAGAUCUCGUCAAGUCGUCCAUCCCUCAUGACACCCCGGGGCACAACAACGACCCGAACAAUCCCACCCCUAAGAAGAGGCGACAGCACCAUCGGAAUAAACAACAACAAAGAGUCGUGAAGAUUACAGACCCUUCCCUUAAUCAGUCAAAUGGUGUGUGGAAGAACACAGUCACACAGAACUACUCACACGCAGGCAAAUUGAUGAAUUGAUUUUUUUGCUCUUUCUUUCGUUUGCUUGUUGGUUUUUCUUUUUAUCCCCCAUUUCUGCCUUUACUUGCUUGUAUGUAAUUGGUCUGUCGAUGAGAGUGGGGAAACUUUGGCUGUUUUGGGCUUAAUUCUUCCACAUCUUUUAGUUAGUUUUGGUAGAAAUUUCAAGUUAUAUGUGAUCAAUGUAUAUGUAUAUUGUAUACAAAGCACUUUACAUUGACAAAUAACUCAAGAAAGAUUGGUGGGAA
Punica granatum (pomegranate) is the source of this 2061-nucleotide messenger RNA. The record is from RefSeq and is a predicted model, not a curated record. Lineage: Eukaryota; Viridiplantae; Streptophyta; Magnoliopsida; Myrtales; Lythraceae.